AAAUAUUUUGGUUACUGCACAGCGGAGUUGAGCUGAGAAGAAACGAGGAGGCUGACGAUCACGUUCACGUGUUUCUCUGAAACCCUAACCCCCAAAAUUCAAAAAAUUCCUAUCCGAUUUGAUCGGAAAAAAGAAAGAGAAAUGAGCGAAGAAGGCAAGGGCAGAGGAGUGACCGGCAACCAGCAGAACCAGCUCCCCUAUGGCACGUUCCAAGGCGUCGCCAACUACUACCCUCCUGCCCCUCAGCCACAGCCUCAGCCGGUUGUCGGUUUCCCUCAGCCAGUUCCUCCCCCAGGUUACCAUCAUCAUCUUCCUUAUGGAUACCAAACCGGUCAAGUUGUUCAAGGUUAUGCUGUUGUUGAGGGAACACCUAUAAGGGAACCACGUCUUCCUUGCUGUGGUAUCGGUAUGGGCUGGUUCUUGUUUUUAUUUGGUUUCUUUUUUGGUGGCAUUCCCUGGUACAUUGGAACUUUUAUUCUGCUCUGUGCACGAGUUGAUUACAGAGAAAAACCUGGAUAUAUUGCUUGCACAAUAGCUUCCACACUGUGUGCGAUUGCUGUUUUGCUUGGUGUAACAAGAGCUCAUGGUCAUGGCUGGUGAGAUUAUAGGAUCAAUUGCAAAAUCUGAUGUAUAUAUGCCUGUAUCCAAAGAACAAAUUGGUUGGUUAUUAUAAUUUUCCUUGGAGGCUGUUCUAACCUGUAUUUGUGCAUAUGUAUUGUUGCCAUUCUUCUGAAUUCGUAGCAAAUUCCUAUUAGAUUGCCAAUUAUUGAAAAUAUCAUGGCAAUGAAAGGAAAUGCUGUAUAUUUUUAAAACUCAACUUAAAAUGUUAUUCUGAUUCCGUUAAUAUAUAAAUUCUAUUGGCAAUGUGCAUGU
Messenger RNA from Quercus lobata, 873 nucleotides. Its product is annotated as 60S ribosomal protein L18a-like protein. The transcript is spliced from 4 exons. The coding region runs from base 142 to 600 and encodes 152 amino acids. The record is from RefSeq and is a predicted model, not a curated record. NCBI's taxonomy places the organism in Eukaryota, Viridiplantae, Streptophyta, Magnoliopsida, Fagales, Fagaceae.